AUGUCCCGCAUCCUCUUGCGGAGAGAGCUCCAAGACAAGAUGAACACUGCUAAAGCACCAGAAUUCGAGUGUAGCACUGGAGAAAGAGUUAUCCAACUUCAACCUAUCAGGGUGGUAAAUGGCACAAAGACUUCCGAUGCUACAAUCACACGAACGUUUUAUGUCCCUCCCAAUGCUUCAUACAUUACGACCGCCGUCUUUGGUGACGGACCACCGACUACAUACACGAUCCCACCACAAGGCACACCCCCAAUUGGAACCGUCAUCGUGAAAGUGCCAGUGACCACCAUCACUUCAUUCAUUCCCUCAUUAACAGCCGAGCGAACUCGAACUCUGAUUCCGACCAGUCCAGGUGACCCAACAACUGUCAUUAUUGACCGACCAGAAGAUAGAAACACCGACCAUGGAGGCAUACAUGAUCCUCAAACGCGAAUUGCAAAGCCAGACGAAACAGCGGCCGAUCAAACACAAUUUGUCCAAGUCCCUGUUACAAGGACAGUGCAGCAAGAAAAUAUAAAGACACUCAUUAUUGAUAAUACUGACGAACAGGGCACUGUCACCAUCAGGCGACAAGAUUAUACCACCAUCACUCGCGUGAAUAGUGUUGGCGUUCCAAUUACGCGGACACUCCAGCCUGACCGUCCCGGAGAUGUGAGUACAGUGAUUAUUGAAGUACCCGAGUCCAAAGCUCAGUACACAACAAUCGUCCGCAUAGGUAGUGUCACGGAAACUGUCACGUCUACACAAUCACCAAGUGAUCCCGAUGGAACGGGAAGCGUAAUUAUUAUGAUCCCUUCAGGUCCUGUCCCAUUUGCUACGAUUACUCGCACUGGUACUGGAACGGCAACCGUCACCUCAACCCAACAGCCCAAAGGCUCUGAGGAAGUUGGGAUUGUCUUUGUUGAUGUGCCUCCGAGUACUCGACCAGCCCAGACAAUCAUACGUUAUGGGACAGGCACAGCACCUGUGACAUAUACGCUGAAACCAGAUGACCCUAGAGGAACCGUUACGGUUGUACGUGAGCUUCCUUCUACUAGUGAACCAUACGCGACUAUCUCUCGCAUCGGUACUGUCACUGAGCCUGUCACAACCACACUCUCUCCUGCCCAUCCAGGCGAAACCGGCACAGUCGUGAUCGUUCUACCGCCAGUCAACACUCGCCUUCGUCAUACUACACAUUGGGGCAGCGUAACAGCACCAAGGACAACGACUUCGUUCCCAAACGGACCAAAUGAGUCAGGAAUAGUAAUCGUAGAGCUUCCUAACCCUCUCACAACUGUGACUCGCGGAAGCGAUGUCCCGGCUCCCACGACGAUCACGCCAAGUUCGGUUCCACAAGGCGAGACUGGAACAGUGGUUGUUGUAACUCCAAUCAAGUACCUGACGACUACAAGGACUGCAACUGGAACGGGGUCAGAGACUAAAACUUUCACGCAGAGGCCCUCUGAUCCAGAAGGAACAGGGACAGUUAUCGUUGAGCUUCCACCAAAUGCAACACCUUUCACGACAAUCACUGGCUUCUGGACAGGUUCUACUACUCGUACAGUUACUCAACCGCCUACCAACCCUGGUCAGACAGGGAAAAUUCGUGUGGAUGUCCCUAAAGAAUACACUACUGUUAGUACUUUCUGGACGGGUUCAACCACAAGAACUGUCACUCAAACCCCAUCCAUCCCUGGCCAGACUGGCACCGUCCGUAUCGAUAUGCCCAGAGAUGGAGUGAGAUACACGACCGUCACUGGAUACUGGACUGGCUCAACGACUCGUACAUCAACUGAGACUCCCUCUCAACCUGACCAGACUGGUACAGUCCACAUUGACUAUCCCGAUACUCCACAUUACGUGACAGUCUCUGGUUUCUGGACAGGAUCAACUACACGUACAGCCACCGACUCCCCCGCUGGACCAAACCAGACUGGCACCGUCCAUGUUGACUUUCCUGCCGAUGGUGCGAGUUACGUUGCCGUAAGCGAAUACUGGACUGGAUCGACCACUCGGACUGUCAUUGUGCCUCCAACUGGGCCUGGAGGUACAGGCACAAUCCGCGUUGACUUUCCCACUGCCGGCAUCCGCUAUGUCGCUGUUAGUGAGGAGUGGACUGGAACAACAGUGCGCACUGUUACCGUCCCUCCUUCACGGCCAGGUGAUACUGGUAUUGUUCGUAUCGAGGUGCCAGCUAUGCGUUUUGCCACUGUUACUCAGUACGGAUCUGGGUCUGAUACUCAAACGUUUACGCAGACGCAUACUGGCGCUGGUAUGACUGAUACGGUCAUCGUCUUAGUCCCUCUCAUCACAUCGUAUCAAACUGUUACGAGCACAGGUUCAGACUCUACCACGCGAACAUUUACUAAAGGUCCCUCCGGAACUGGUAGAAUGGGGACUGUGGUUAUUGAGGUCCCGCCUGAAUUCAUCACGACGACUGUGACUGGCACAGGAAUUGCUACCAGGACUAUCACCCAAUCACCUGAUCAGCCUGGUGAAACUGGAACAGUUAUUAUUGAGCUACCACCUGGUGCUACACCUUACGUGACAACCACAGUAACUGGCACAGGGUCCGUCACUACAACCCGCACUACUACACAAACCCCCUCUCGAUCAGGUGAGACUGGAACAGUGAUUGUCGAGGUACCUCCUGGGGCAGUUCCUUACAUAACAACCACUGUGACCGGUACAGGAACCGCUACUACGGCUCGAACCUUGACCCAGACCCCGACUCAACCUGGCCAAACUGGAACUGUGAUUGUCGAGCUUCCCCUCAGUGUUACACCAUACGAGACAGUCACUAGCACUGGCACCGAGUCAUUCACCACGACCAUCACCUACACACCCAAGGCGUCUGGUCAGACUGGGACUGUUGUUAUCCAGGUUCCAUCUUCAGCUGUUCCUUUUGUCACAACAACCUCUUAUGGGUCAGUCUCAGCGGCUUACACAACUACUAUAAGCCCGAUUCUUCCCGAUCAAACUGGUACAGUUGUUGUAUUCAGACCUCAAUCAUGGAUGACAACCACCCGCUAUGGAAGCGUCUCAGUGGCUUCUACCACAACUCAAAGCCCUACAAAGCCCGGGGAGACAGGCACUAUUAUCGUCGAUCUUCCUCAACCUUACACUACGAUCAUUCGUUAUGGCAGUGUGUCCAUCUCAUCAGCAACAACCCAGACCCCUCGGAAUCCAGGAGAACCGGGCACUGUUUUCAUGGAUUUACCACAGCCAUUCGUGACAACGACUCGCUAUGGAAGUAUUUCAUUUUCUUCCACGACCACACAAAGCCCUCUCAAUCCUCGUGAGACUGCAACCGUCUUGGUUGAUCUCCCUCAGCCGUUUGUAACAAUAACUCGUUACGGAAGUGUCUCGGCCUCCACGAGAACUACCAAUGGCCCACAGAAGCCCGGGGAGACUGGCACUGUUAUUGUUGAUAUGCCCCAACCUUUCACAACAGUAACUAGUUUCGGUGCCGUGACGGUUCCAGCAACUAGAACCCUCACUGGGUUUAGUCAGGGAGCUACUGGUACUGUUGUUGUGGACCUGCCUCGGCCGUUCACAACAAUUAUCAGGUAUGGGAGUGUGACUGCUCCAGUUACUCGGACGCAGACUCCCGCGGCUCCAGGACAGACUGGCACAGUAUUCAUCGACCUCCCUGACGCUUAUACUACCGUGACAAGCUACGGCAGUGUGACCAUAGCCACAACAAAUAUCCUCACACCGACGAGCGCAGGACAAACGGGCACAAUUCUCAUCAAUCUGCCAAACCCUUAUACAACAGUCACUAGCUAUGGCACUGGGACUGCGACAGGCACCAGCAUUUUCAUGCCGGCUACACCAGGCGAGACCGGCACCGUUGUUAUUCACCUUCCCCAGCCAUACACAACUACUACGCAUUUCGGCAGUGUCUCCGUGCCAAUCACAUCAACAUUCACACCGACUAGCCCUGGUCAGAUAGGAACAGUCCUGAUCGACUUGCCACAGCCCUUCACGACUAUUACUCGAUUCGGUAGCGUUUCCGUACCGGCAACUUCAACAUUGACACCGGCUGCUCCAGGUCAGACGGGAACAGUCCUAGUGAACUUGCCCCAGCCAUACACAACUACUACGCGGUUCGGUAGUGUCUUCGUACCAACAACAUCGACACUCACACCAGCUAGUCAAGGCCAAACUGGCACAGUCCUUGUCGACUUACCGCAGCCAUUGGCCACGGUCACCAGGUUCGGCAGUGUCACAGUUUUGAGCACGACCACCAUGAUUCCCACCAGCCCUGGACAGACCGGCACUGUUUUUAUUGACCUUCCCGACUUCUACGUUACUACCACACGAUAUGGAAGCGUGACUAUCAGCAGUAUUACUACUAAGGCACCCACGGCACCUGGGCAAACCGGUACCAUUUUGGUUGAUCUACCCAAUCCAUACGUGACCACAACAAGAUACGGAAGCGUGACUGCCAGUAGCGUUACCACCAACGUUCCUACAUCACCUGGGCAGACUGGUACUGUCCUCAUUGACCUACCGAAUCCAUAUGUGACCACAACCCGAUUUGGCAGUGUUUCCAUAAGUAGUAUUACUACGCAGACACCAGCAGCACCCGGGCAAACUGGUACCGUUAUCGUUGAUUUACCAAUUCCUUAUCAGACAACCACUCGAUUUGGUAGCAUCAUGAUCGGUAGCUCUACCACAACCCAGGCACCAGCUGUACCUGGACAAACCGGUACCGUUAUCGUUGACCUUCCAAACCCAUACAUUACCAGCACAAGAUACGGCAGUGUUUCUACUAGCAGGAUCACUACCCAGACUCCAGCUGCACCUGGCCAAACUGGUACUAUUCUCGUCGAUCUACCAUUCUCAUACUUGACUACGACAAGGUUUGGAGUUGUUACGGAUGGGAGUAGUACUACAACAAAGCAGCCAGCAGCAGGCGGACAGACUGGAACUAUUGUUGUCGAUCUCCCGGAUCCAUACGUAACUUCGAUCCGGUAUGGAAUCAUCACUGCUGGUAGUAGUACCACCACAGUGGCACCUUCUGCCCCUGGACAAACCGAGACAGUCAUUAUCGACCUUCCUUACCCGUACCGAACUACCACACGAUAUGGUGUCAUCACAGAGGGUAGCAGCAUGACGAUUCAGACACCGACUGCGGGAGGUCAGACCGGAACGAUCCUCAUUGACUUACCUCAAUCUUAUGUGACAACCACCCGGUGGGGAGGUAUUACUGGUAGCAGCAGCACAACAACUCAAGUACCAACUGUUCCAGGACAGACGGGUACCAUCAUCAUCGAUCGCCCUGAUGCUUACACCACAACGACCAGGUACGGGAGCGUUGCAGGUAGCAGCACCACCGUCACCAUCACUCCAGCGAGGCCCGGGGAAACUGGAACAGUUAUUGUGGACUUUCCCCAGCCUUUCAUGACUAUAGCUCGAUAUGGACGAGUCACGGCCAGUAGCAUUACCACUGAAUCGCCCACUGAGCCAGGACAAACGGGCACAGUCAUCGUUGAUCUUCCACAGCCUUACACUACUACAACUAGAUUCGGCGUUGCCUCAGCAGCCCAGACAACUACUGAAAGCUUCCAAUCUGGCGAGACUGCGACCGUUCUCGUUGACCUACCCCAGCCUUUUACUACUGUAUCCCGGUAUGGACUUGUCACAGCCAGUACCAUCACCACUGAAUCGCCGACCGUCCCUGGGCAGACAGGCACAGUCAUUGUUGACCUCCCUCAGCCGUACACUACCACUACGAGGUUUGGUGUCGCUCCAGUUGCUCAGACAACUACCCAGACUUUCCAGUCUGGUGAAACUGCUACCGUUCUCAUCGACUUGCCCCAGGAUGUGACGACCACAACGCGAUAUGGAAGUGUCACUAUCGCUCAAACUACUACGGAGAGCUUCACUCCAGGUCAGACUGCGACCGUCAUCGUGGAUCUGCCUCAGCCUUUCACAACCUUGACUCGUUACGGAAGCGUCACAGCCAGCGAGAUGACAACACAGUCUUUCAACCCCGGCGAGACAGCGACAGUGGUGGUGGACCUGCCUCAACCUUUCACAACUAUUACCCAGUAUGGAAGCGUCACUAUUGGCCAAACAACUACGGGAACAUUUGGUCCAGGUGAUACAGCAACUGUCUUCGCCGAUCUCCCUCAGCAAUUUACAACGACGACUCGUUACGGAAGCGUUACUGUCAGCGAAGUCACUACACAGUCCUUCAAUCCCGGUGAGACUGGUACUGUUAUUGUCGAUCUUCCUCAGCCCUUUACAACUGUGACCCGUUAUGGUCUGGUUGAUAGUGAUCAUGAAACAACUACAACUGAAUCGCCGACAAUUCCAGGCCAGACAGGUACUGUGGUUGCCAAUCUUGCCCAACGAUACGUAACUACAACACGGUACGGAAUUGUUGAUCAGGACCAUGAAACGACACAAACACAAGGACCUGUUGCUUCAGGCGAGAAUGGCACAGUUCUUGUUGACCUAGCCCAGCCUUACACAACAGUCACAAGAUACGGUUCAGUCGAUGUUGACCAUGAAACCACGGUGACCGAGUCACUUGUUGGUCCGGGACAAACGGGCACGGUCAUAGUUGAUCUUGCUCAACGAUAUGUAACUACUACCCGCUUUGGUUCAGUCGACUACGCCCAUGAGACGACACAAACCCAAGCUCCUAGUGCUCUUGGGGAGACUGGUACAGUUAUCGUGGACCUUGCGCAGCCAUAUACAUCAACCACUAGGUAUGGCUUCGUCACUUUUGGUGCUGAAACCACUCAGACCCAGGCACCUUCUGCACCUGGGGAGACUGGCACAGUCAUUGUAGACCUUGCCCAGCCAUACACGUCAACCACCAGGUAUGGAGUGGUCAGUUUUGGUGCUGAAACUACCCAGACUCAAUCACCCUCUGUGUCUGGUGAGACAGGUACUGUUAUCGUGGAUCUUGCCCAACCCUACACAACGGUAACACGCUACGGAUCAGUAACCGUUGGCGGCGAGACCACACAGACUCAAACGCCUGCUCAGCCUGGGGAUACGGCGACUGUACUCGUCGACCUUCCGCAACCAUACACAACAACUACUCGUUAUGGUGUGGUGCAGGCAGGUCAAGAGACUACCCAGACACAGUCUAUGGCUGGCCCAGGCGACACUGGAACGGUUGUCGUCGAUCUUGCUCAGCCCUAUUAUACUACAACUCGGUACGGAUUGGUCGAUAUUACUGGCGAGACAACCUACACACAAACCGCCACCAACCCAGGAGACACAGCUACAGUAUACGUUGAUCUUGCUCAACCUUACACGACAACAACUCGGUACGGGCUGGUUAGUGCAGGUAGUGAAACGACGCAGACACAGGCUCCCAGCAAUCCAGGAGGAACAGGUACAGUUGUUGUCGAUCUUGCUCAACAGUAUCUAACCACAACCCGAUACGGGCUGGUUGAUGCUACUGAUGAGACAACUCAAACACAAACACCCAGUAACCAGGGAGAGACAGCUACAGUUGUUGUUGAUCUUGCCCAGCGUUAUGUUACAACGACAAGAUAUGGACAAGUUAGCGCAGGCGGUGAGACGACUCAGACGGAAACUCCCACUAACCAAGGAGAAACAGCUACCGUCAUUGUCGAUCUUGCUCAGCCUUACCUGACGACAACCCGAUACGGGCUAGUCAGCGCAGGUGGUGAUACAACACAGACCGAGGCCCCUACAGCUCCUGGUGAGACUGGCACAGUUCUUAUUGAUCGACCUCAGCCUUAUGACACAACAACUCGAUAUGGCAUGGUUGAUGUAGGGGGUGACACAACACAAACUCAGACACCUUCCGUACCCGGUGAGACUGGAACAGUUAUUAUCGACCGGCCUCAACCUUACGUCACAACGACUAGAUACGGAAUGGUUGACACGGGUGGCGACACAACGCAAACCCAGACACCUGCCACUCCUGGCGAGACUGGCACGGUUUUGGUUGAUCGACCUCAGCCUUAUGUUACUGUGAUGCGUUAUGGAAUGGUCACGGCCAGUACGAUGACAACUGAGUCGCCUAGUGUUGCUGGAGACACAGGAACUGUUAUCGUCGACCUACCUCAGUCUACUGUCACGGUCACUGAGUCCUACACAGGAACCGAUGUGAUAACUGAACCAACUGCUGUCACGACAAUUCCCGCGUCUGGGUCAGUCGCUGGCACAGUCGUCGUGGCAACACCAUCUCCACGACCAGUUACUGUCACAAGAUUCUACACUGGAACAGCAACCUUGACAGGACCUACUACGGUCACUACGGUCUCUGGUUCCGGAGCCGAUCCAGCUACAGUCAUUGUGGAGACACCGCCUGUCACCAGCACCCGUUUCUACACUGGUACCGAGACAUUAACUGGUCCAAGAACAGUAACAACCAUCACACCUACAGGCACUGAAGCUGGAACGGUGAUUGUAGAGACACCACCAGUGACAAGCACCCGACGGUAUACUGGAACAUCAUCUCUAACAGGCCCUAUCACUGCAACGAUAAUCACGCCGACCGGGACUGAAGCUGGAACUGUCAUUAUCGAAACAGCAGGACCAACCGUCACAAGCACAAGAUCCUACACUGGUACAGGCGUCUUGGGAGGACCAACAACAGUCACUACAGUUUCGCCUACGGGUACCGAAGCUGCCACAGUUAUUGUCGAGACUCAACCGCCCCAAUACGUAACCAGCACUAGACAAUACACUGGUACAACUUCCCGAGCCACUGCCAUGACAGUGGCAACAGUUCAACCCUCAGGAACAGUUCCUGGCACAUACAUAGUCGAAACACCCACUCCUCCCCCAUCUUUCAGUUGUGACGAGGGAGGAUACUUGAUCCAAAACACGACUCUAUAUAGACUAAACCUAGUCUCUGGUGUGAACAGCCAAGUCGGCACCGGCAUCGGACCAGGAGGAGUUAUCAACCCCAUCACCUACAAUAUUAUCGACAACCUGAUUUAUGGUAUUGUUCAGAUCGGUACUACCGCAAAUCCAAAGAGUCAAGUGAUUCGCAUUGGAAGCACUGGAACUUACACUCUGAUGGACUUGACUCUUGACGGCAACUGGAACACUGGAGAUACUGACGACGACGGUCACUUCUGGGUUUCAUUGUACGGAAAAGCAUGGGUCAAGAUCGAUGUUGAUCCAAGACGUUCCACCUACGGAACCAUCCUUGCAAGAGGAACCGCAACAUCAGCAAACAACGUCGCCGAUUGGGCAUUUGUUAAGGGCGGUGGUAAUUAUCUUUAUGGUCUUCAGUCAGCCAUGACCACCAAUUCCAAGACGGCCGUCGCAAGAUUCAGUCUCGAUACUCAAAAAUGGGAGACUCUUCAAGAUCUUGGGUUCAUCGCCGGUACCAACACUUGGGGUGCCGUUUAUGCAGUUGGGCCAAUGCUCAUCUACGCGUCCGAGAAUACCUCAGGUGUUAUCUAUCGGUUCAACCUUGCGACGUAUGAGAAGUCAUUGGUCGUCCAAGGUCCCAAGACAUCCCAGAACGAUGGUGCUCGUUGUAUCAACGCUUCGCCACCAGGAUCAGGGUCCUAG
Molecule: messenger RNA, 9510 nt
Organism: Fusarium venenatum
Lineage: Eukaryota; Fungi; Ascomycota; Sordariomycetes; Hypocreales; Nectriaceae
Source: RefSeq, a predicted model, not a curated record